Penicillium bovifimosum is the source of this 2172-nucleotide messenger RNA. RefSeq lists its product as uncharacterized. The coding region runs from base 1 to 2172 and encodes 723 amino acids. The record is from RefSeq and is a predicted model, not a curated record. The transcript has 6 exons. Lineage: Eukaryota; Fungi; Ascomycota; Eurotiomycetes; Eurotiales; Aspergillaceae.
AUGAAAGUCUUCCUUUUGUUCGCCCUACAGCUUUAUCUUUUCACUGGUGCAAGGGUUGGGGCAUUCAUUCCCAUAAAUAAACAUCGACACCAGAGAGGUCUUCGUUAUAAGCACAUAGACCUAGUUUUAUUUCGUUCUAAUUCUUCUGACGAGCCAUGGAAGAUUGGGUGGCGAGUCAAUGAACAGUGGCUCAAAAAAAAUAGGAACCCGGAGUACACCGUCUUUGGCAUAGGCAUCCGUGAUGACAGCAGGCCUCAAUUUGCAUCGGGACUGCUUCUUGCCGUCAUUGCCAUCGACCAAGGCGCAAUUUACGGAAUCAACACUAUAGAAGACUUGGCCCAACAGCAGUUCCCCGAAGGGAAGAAUGAAAUUCCCCUGCGCUGGAAGGAUGACGCGAAGGAAAAGCCUGUAUUCAGGAACGUGACUGGGCAAGGUGCUCAGGAUCUGGUGUUGACGACAGAAAGGUUCUACUAUUCCUUCGCCAGCUCUUCAGGAAAGCAGGGUAUUGGGAAGAUCCCACAAUACAUGAUAUCCGCCGAGCACUUGGAAAAAAGGUUGAUGUUAUACGGUCAUAAAGAUGGGAAAACCUACCCAACGAGCUAUCUUGCCCAUUGCUCGUCCAUUAAUACUGUUGACUGUGUUCUUGAUGAGAAGGGAGACGAUCGCCAUAUCGAAUACUGGCAAGGCCAUGAGCAAUACCGUGAAACCGGUUUGCCUAGUCAUCUGCCCGCUGGGAUCGAAGAAUCUGUCCUGGAGAGUGAUGAACUUGCCGAAAUAAAAAGCCACAUUGGCUUGGCAGAUGCAAUAGGCGACAAAGAGAGGGGAAAUUACGAGAGAUUACAAUACAGGGAUACCCAUAUUCGCCUCCGCCUUUCAGCUCUUACAAACUACCGGACCCAAUGGGUUCGCGACAGGAGAGACUGGACGGUUUUAUCAAAAGGGCAGAAAUCACCCAAUGACCCAGAAAAGAAUGCUUGCACACGUGCCCUUGCUCUUAUUAUGCCCGAAAUUGGCCGCCUAGCGGCAAUCAUGUCGUCCACAGAGCCUAUGUCAUUUGACGAGAAGCUCCUCUUCAUGAAGGACCUACAAAAGCAGUGCUCGCGGGAAUACGACAUAAUAUACUUACCGAAUGAAGCACCUAUCCAUGGCAAAUGCCCGAUUGAAAGCUGCCAGGAAGACGUUGACUCGCUGGCGAAAUCCAACCGGAGUAGACAUAUCCAUGAAUGCGUCCGCCGCGAUAAAGCUUCCCAGCUUGGAGUGAGGAAGUUCGACAUGGAAUUCUGCUACGAAUAUCCCUUGUGUGGCUGUCCACGGUCUUUUGACAACGCGCAUGAUUUCUGCCAUCACUUGUAUGAUGUACAUGGCUUGGCAAAGGGUAUCUGGCAAUCGCGAAAUGCGGACAAUGAGGACGACGAGGCUACAAAGGUACUCUGCGUACGUGGGGGAAAAAGAGCUCUCCCAUGGGAGCAGCAACAAGGGAAUGAGAAGAGAAGCGAAAGCUGCGCCAAAGAAGCUCGGACUGACAAUCAUGGCCUGCCAUCUACUUCCAAGGUGGAAUCGAAAUACACUUCAAUGGAGCCAAAGAAAAAGCGGAAGAAGGAAACCCGAUUUUUCCAAUACCAGCCUUCACGCCCUGAAUCUCAGCAAUACCCCUCGAACCACAUUUGUAUCACCAAACCGGCUCGGUUCUCGUUUGUCGAGGAUCAGCAAAGACGAUUUGAGUGCUCUGCUAGAAGUGAUAGGGCCAGCGCGAGCAGCAGGAGUAAUUCAAUUGCAUCUUACUUCUCAGAUGCCGAUUCACGCCUCAGCUCGCAGCCAACGACGCCCGGUCUUGAUGUCAUUGACCCUAGAAUUCUCGUCCCUAUCGGCUUCAACAUAGAGGAUGAUUGCCCGGGUUACGACCAGGAGCCUAUUCAGCUGAAUGCUCAUUCUUUGGGUGAACUCGAGACAAAGGAGUUAAAUGACACGAUAGACCCAAAACCUCCUGUUCCGAGCCCUGCCAAACUAUCUCGUGAAGAUUGUACCAAUGAAGUCAAUGACAACAUUGGUAGGGCUUUGGAAACAUAUUGUCCUACCCCCUCCAGCAACACAGCUGUCGCGGUAGAUGAUAAGUGCAAGGAACACCCUCAUACGCAGGCAGGGCUCGACGGUAACCCCUCUUGUAAUGAUUAA